Panonychus citri (citrus red mite) is the source of this 6458-nucleotide messenger RNA. RefSeq lists its product as uncharacterized. Lineage: Eukaryota; Metazoa; Arthropoda; Arachnida; Trombidiformes; Tetranychidae. Bases 72 to 6383 code for a protein of 2103 amino acids. Gene Ontology annotation, molecular function: endopeptidase inhibitor activity. The record is from RefSeq and is a predicted model, not a curated record. The transcript is spliced from 8 exons.
AAAGGGCCAAUUAAUCAGUUUGCCUCGUCAUUCAAUUGAUUCCUUUUUUCAGUGUACCUCACAGGAAAAGGAUGAAUCUCUUUUGGCUAUCGUGCCUCCUUGUGAGCACCGUUCUGGUUAACGGUAAACUUCACUCUAAUGAACAAAUCAUUCAAACUCCACGAUAUCUUUUGACUUUACCCCAAAUUCUUUCACCCACUUCUAACCAAAUUUGCUUGACCUCACUUAAUGAAUACAUUGAAGAUGAUGCGGAAGUCCGUGUUACUUUGAUUAACCCAAGGACCAAUGAGGAAAUCGCUGAUUUCUCCAAGCAACUUAAAUCUGCCUCAGAAUGUUUCAAAAUUGAAACCUCAGGGGUUGAUACUAAGUUUGUCAAGGUUAAGGUCCAACUUGGCGAUCAUUUGGACGUUAACCAAAUGGUCCGAUUUGUACCAUCUUAUGGUAUGACCAUGAUUGAAACCAGCAAACCAAUCUAUCAACCUGGUGAGGUUCUUAACUUCCGAGCCAUUGGUUUUGAUGGAUGGAUGAAACCAUGGAGUGAAAGCUUCGACAGUGUUUCAGUUUACAAUGCUGAAAGAACCAAGGUCAUGGAAUGGAGAAAAGAACAAUUAGAAAAUGGAUUAAACCAUUAUCGACUUCCACUUGCCCAAUACAACACUGAAGGAAACUGGAAAAUCGUCGGAGUAACCAAAUCCGGUGAAAUUAUUGAGAAAUAUUUCAAAGUUUCCCAAAAAGUUGACCCUGAAGUUGUCUUGAAGGUUAAACAAGGUGGUGACUACAUUCUUGCUAAUGAAGAUGUCCACCGAAUGGUUAUCUGUGCUGAAGACAAACAAGGUCUCCAAUAUGAAAAUGGUUUGAUCAAUAUUAAGAACCAUUAUGGUCACUACCUUGCCAAGGAUCUUACCUUGGAAGAAGGUUGUGCUCACUUUUACCUCAAAAAUGAUACCUUACAAUGGUCAAACAUCGUUGGUAAAGCAAUCCAAGGUUCCAUUGAGCUCUUAGAUAAGGAAAGCAAAUACCCAGUCGGUGUCUUACCUUUGUACCUUCCAAUUGUCCGAUCCCAUGUUCAUCUUCGAGUUCCUUCAACUGCUUUGGUUAAGAACUACUUCAAACUCGGUCUUCCAUAUUUUGGUUAUUUCUUCGUUGAACGACCAGACUACACUCCUCUUCCUAACGCUGAAGUUGAAAUCUGUUACCAAACUGCCAGCAAACCUUGGCAAUUUGAGGAAAAUGUUGAAAAGAUUUGUAAAACUUUCAUCUCAUCUGCUGAAGGUUCAAUCAAAUUCAUCAUCCCACCCGUUGAACGAACCACCAAGCAAAUCAUGAUCGAAGCUACCAUUCCUGGUGUUGCUGAUCACAAACAAAACUUUGUUGUUCACCCAUGGGUUGAGGAAUCUCGAGAUCAAUUCAUCAUUGAACCAAUCGUACGAAUGCGAUCAUGCAAGAAGAAUAUGCCAGAAGCUACCAAAUACACUGUCCUCAUGACCCGAAAUGGUACUCAAGCUUUCGACAGAUUGUUCCUCCAACCAGUUGGACGAGUUUCUGCUGCCGAAACCAAGAGUGUUAAACUUUCACCUGCCCCAUGGACCCCUGAAGCUGACAUGCUCAUCGGUGAAUGGCCUGAAGAAAAUGAAGUUUUCUUCGCUAACGUCUAUGAUGAUGCUUCACACCAAUACACUCCAAUGAACCGAGUUGUCUUCUAUGGUCUUGACUCACGAGGUGAACUCAUCUCCGACUCAAUUGCCUACCUUAAAGAUUGUCUUAAAGAUGAUUCUUUGAUGGAUGUUACCCUUGAUGAUGAAACCAAUCGACUCAAUGUUAACUUCCUUGUUGAAGAAAAUGUUCCAUGCUCAUUCUCUGUUGGUACCUCUGAUCAACGAGGUAAAUUGACUGAACAAAAGAUCCACAAAUUGUUGGAGAAAUUCGAUGACAUCUACACCAAGACCUUCGAAUGGGACAAAUGCUCAUUGGCAUUACAAAACCGAACUCACAAACAACCUUUGAUGAUUGACUUCAAAAACAAUUGGGACAGCUUCAAAGAAAUUGGUCUUCAUGCUGUUGACUCACGAACUGACAUUUUCAACAAGCCAUGUGAAUGGGAUGUUUUCGAUGAGGCCAUCCGAAACCGAUCACUCGAAGCUCUCAUUGCCAUCCGACACUACCUUCCAUACUCAGAAAACAUAAUGAACUCUCUUGCUGAUUCAGCUGAUCUGGCUCACCUUAACCGAUUAGAAAACUCAUUAGUCAAGGAUCUUCUCUUCUGGGGAUCACGACAUGAAUUCAAGGAAUGGCUCCAAAACUACCAUCCAUCAACUCUUGCUGGUAAAUCAGCUAUUUCUGUUAACGCUAUCUGUUUAGACCAAGCCAAAGGAAUCCGAUCAUACAACGUCCGAAAAUCAUUGAAAGCUGCUCCAGUUCACUUGGAACACGAUUUACCAAACAAAAUGUCUGACAAAGUUGUUCGAGAUAUUUCAAUCUUCAUUAAACGAGACGAAUCAAGCAUCAAACAAUCUGAAUGUGUUCCAGUUGAAUUAUCAGUUGAACCCAACUCAGCUGUUGAAAUCCAAUCUGAAUUACCAAAAGUUUGUGCCUGUUCAAAGACCACCAAAGUUACCCUUAAAGUUAAGCCCCUUCAAAAGGGUCCACUUAACCUUAAUGUCAAGGCUAAAUUUGCUAAAUCUAUGGCUGAAGAAUGUAAUUCAUUGAUUGAAAACUUUGAAACUCAAUCAAUUCUUCUCAAGACCAACAUUGAAUCCCACGAACCAAAAGUGACCCGACGAUCAUAUGAAAUCGCUUGCGAAAAAACCAAGAAAUCUCUUAAGCAUAUGUUGAAUGAAAAGGAAACUCUUGCUACUCGAGAUUUGAUCACCGUUUUCUUGAAACAAUUCCGUGAUGAUGAACCAAUCCGAAAGAACAUCUUUGAAGUUCUCAACAAAUUCAACGCUUUGAUGGACUUAUACGAACACAAGUCUCUCCCAUCUGCUGUUUUAUCCAAACUUCGGGAAGCUCUUGUUAGUUUAAACCAACAAUUAGCUCUUUUCCGAUUAAGUGAUGGCUCAUACUCAGUCUAUGGAGGUUCUCAUCGAGGCAAAUCCCUCGUUGCUACCGCUCUUGCUUACCGAACCCUCUCACAAGCUCAAGCCAAGUUACCAAUCUUUGGAGGUGCUGAAGUGAUCAACCCAACCUUUGACUUUAUUAUUAGUCAAAUGUCCAAGGAUGGUUGUUUCCAACAAAAAAAAUUCGCCAACGCCGGUUCCUCAAUGUGGCCUUUCGGUCACAAUGCUUCACGACAUGAGAUGACUGCAUUCGUUGCUGCAACCAUGUCUGAAUCUAGUCAAACUCCCAAGGUUCUUUUGAGAAAAGCCGCCAGAUGUAUUGGUCAAAUUAACGAAGACGAAAUGGACUCUUUGACCAGAGCCAUGGCUGCUUUGCUUUACGCUCGACUCAAUCGAAUUGAUAAUGCUCAAUCUCUUAUUGAAAACUUCGAAGUCAACGCUCGAAAGGAGAAUCUUCGACGAUUGAACAAAGAGGAAACUCGAUCUAUUCCUGAGCGAUUCGCCACAAUUGCCGAUCGUAAAUCCCACGAAAAAACCCAUGAAGAGAUUGUCCGAGCUCGAGCUUUCCUCGUUCUCGCUAAACUCGCUUUGAAUCAAACUGAAAACCUUCAAGAUCAAAUUCAAAAAUUGGUCUCAUCUGACUUGACUCUUCACGACCCACUUGUCACCCUUGCCGUUACCCGAGCUUGGCCAAAACUUUCAUCAAACAAAUCCAACAUGAAAGAAUCAAACCUCGACAUUUCUCUCAACAGCGAAAGAAUGAGCCUUGGACCUUUCGAGAUUCAAAAGGUUAACAUGCCUCAAAAGGUUGAAAACCUUUUAUUGGAAAUCUUAGCUCCAGGUUGCGCUCUUUUGGAACGAAACCAAGAGAUUGAAGUCCAAAAAUACAAUGGUACCUUCCCUGUUGUAAAUGAAGAGACUCGAGAAGGCAACUGGUCAACUCGAGAAGGCGAAACUGUUGCUCCUUACGUUCGAAGAGGUUUCAAGAUAAUCAAGAGCCAGCAAAAAAUGAGUGAAUCCUGUGAACAAAAAAUCACCAUCUGCCCUAAUAAUCAAGAAACUGAACGACAAUCAUAUGUUUACAAAGUUGAUCUUCCAUCUAACUAUAUGAUUGACUUGACUGCUCUCGAUCAAUUGAUGGCUCUCCGAAGAACUCCAGUUGAAAUGUAUCGACCAGUUGGAAAUACUAACUUCUUAGUUAUCAGACGCCAACAAGACGAAUGUUUUGAUGUUCCAAUGGAAAAAGUUGGUGAAAUGAUUGAAGACGAAGAGCCAAUUGCUACUAUCUACGCAUUCGAUGGUUCAGAUUUCACUAGUCAACCUUUGGUCGGAACUGUUCCCAUCGAAAAAGAAUGUGUCACCCGAUCUCGUCGUGCUGUAGAUCCCUCUAAUUCUCAAGCAUCACCCAUUCAAAACCGUUCCGCUAACCCUGAAAAGAAAGGAAGCUAUGAUGAACCAAAAAGCUACGUAGAACAACAACAAUCUUAUGAGCCUUCAUACCCAGCACCCAAUUAUCCAGCACCCUCAUACGAAGCACCAGUAAAGGGAUACCCUCAACCACCAGUUUAUGAACAAGCUCCAGCAUAUGAACCUGCUUACCCAGCACCAGCUCAAUCAUACGAGCCACCAACCUACCAAGCACCAUCAUACGAAGCACCAGUUAAGGGAUACCCUCAACCACCAGCUUAUGGACCCGCUUACGAACCAGCUUACCCAGCACCAGCUUACGCUCCAGCUUAUCCAGCACCAGCCUACGCUCCAGCACCAGCUUAUCCAGCACCAGCUUAUGCUCCAGCUUACCCAACUUAUGAAGCACCUGUCAAAGGAUAUGCUCCACCACCAGCAUACGAACAAAAUUACCCAGCUCAAUCAUACGAGCCACCAACCUAUCAAGCACCAGCUUAUGAAACUCCAGUUAAGGGAUACCCUCAACCACCAGCUUAUGGACCCGCUUACGAACCAGCUUACCCAGCACCAGCUUACGCUCCAGCUUAUCAAGCUCCUGCAUAUGAAGCACCAGCUUAUGAAGCUCCAGUGAAAGGAUACGCUCCACCACCACCACCACCAGCUUACGCUCCAGCUUAUCCAGCUUAUCCAGCACCAGCUUACGCUCCAGCACCAGCUUACGCUCCAGCUUAUCCAGCACCAGCUUAUCCAGCACCAGCUUAUCCAGCACCAGCUUAUCCAGCACCAGCUUAUCCAGCACCAGCUUAUCCAGCACCAGCUUAUCAAGCUCCUGCAUAUGAAGCACCAGCUUAUCAAUCACCAGCUUAUGAAGCUCCAGUUAAAGGAUACGCUCCACCACCACCAGCUUACUCAGCACCAGCAUACGAACAAGCUUACCAAGCGCCAGCUUAUGAAGCACCCGUUAAGGGAUACCCUCAACCACCAGCUUAUGGACCCGCUUACGAACCAGCUUACCCAGCACCAGCUUACGCUCCAGCUUAUCCAGCACCAGCUUACGCUCCAGCUUAUCCAGCACCAGCUUACGCUCCAGCUUAUCCAGCACCAGCUUAUCAAGCACCAGCUUAUCAAGCACCAGCUUAUCAAGCUCCUGCAUAUGAAGCACCAGCUUACCAAGCACCAGCUUAUGAAGCUCCAGUGAAGGGAUAUACACCAGCUUACCCAGCACCAGCUUACUCAGCACCCGCUUACGAAGCUCCAAUGAAAGGAUAUGCUCCAGCACCUUACUCUCCACCAUCAACAUACAAUUACCGUAGUGCCCAAAACGCCAUGAGCCGAGGAACUCAAUUUAGAUAUGAAAACAAUUUCUCUCCAAAAGCCACUCAAUCAGCAAACCCACAGAGAGUACCAACCGCCAUGAACAAACCACCCACAACUCCUUCAGUUCCAAAUUCAACUCCAAAUCGAUUGGGAUCUGGCUUUGCAUUGAAUUCCCCAAAACCCCAAAGAUCAGCCUACAAGCAAGCAGCCACUGAAUUGAAAUCUACCAUGACUAAGAGUGUCAGUUGUCCAGUCGAAGAACCUACAACUUGUCCCGAUUGUCGACCUCGAAUUGAUGUUGACAUGGUUGACAAACUUUGUAACAGCACCGUUAUUCUAGCCCAAAUCAGAGCAAGUUCAGAAAGCUGUGGAUCCUAUUUGACCACCACUCACUUCAAUAAACCAAAGCAUCCACUUAACUGGGCAGAUUAUGGAAUCAACCGAGAAUGUACCUGCCCUGAAUUCGAUACUGGAUAUGCCAUCAUCGUAUCUGAUAAAUCAGAAGCAGUUGAAGGUAGUUUCGGACGAGGAACUUAUAUCCUACCAGCUACUCCAACAAACGCCCAAGAAGUAAACGCUUUCAUCAACAUGUGUGAUGCAUAAACUAACUUUCGAAUUCUAAUUAACUAAUUCUUACUAAAUUAAAUUUUCUCUGUUAAUUGUGUUCCUAUUUUAAAA